Coffea eugenioides is the source of this 1723-nucleotide messenger RNA. RefSeq names its product transcription elongation factor TFIIS. Gene Ontology annotation, biological process: DNA-templated transcription; transcription elongation by RNA polymerase II. Gene Ontology annotation, cellular component: nucleus. Gene Ontology annotation, molecular function: zinc ion binding; nucleic acid binding. The record is from RefSeq and is a predicted model, not a curated record. Bases 312 to 1526 code for a protein of 404 amino acids. NCBI's taxonomy places the organism in Eukaryota, Viridiplantae, Streptophyta, Magnoliopsida, Gentianales, Rubiaceae. The transcript has 3 exons.
CUAAUUUGUCACAACUUCCAAUCGCACCCGAAAACCUGAUGAGGCGCGUGUAAAUCCCAAACCGCUGAUGAAGAUUUUCCCUCCCCAACACCAGACCGUCCGAUCGACUCACACGUGCCAGUCCAGUACCCUCGGUUAUCUAUCCAUCCAUAUCAGCCUUCCGAAACUGUUUGACCUCUUCCCAGAAACUUUAUAGGUUUUCGAUUGCGGCCGACUUUGAACUAUUUAUUCACUAAUGCAAUUAGCUGCUGCAGCUGCUGCAAUUUUCUGAAUUCCAAUUGAUUUUGCACCUCUCAGAUUGAGGAGAGGUGAUGGAGAAGGAAUUGGUUGAGCUGUUUGAGAAGGCUAAGAAAGCGGCGGACGCUGCAUCAGCUGAUGGCGGAGCAGAUUCCUCUCCGGAGGAGAGUCGUUGUCUCGACGCCCUCAAGCGGCUAAAGAAGCUCCCCAUUAAUUAUGAUAUCCUCGUAUCAACGCAGGUUGGAAAACGUCUUCGGCAACUGACAAAACAUCCAAGGAAGAGUAUUCAGACUAUGGCUUCUGAUGUGGUUGAGAUGUGGAAGGGUAUUAUUGUCAAAGAAACGGCCAAGAAUAGGAAGAAUGGGAACGUUGAGCAUGAGGGUUCUGUAAAAGCUGAACCUGGAGGUGCAGAUUCUGGUGAGCGGACGAAGGUGGGGAGAGUGAACUCCAUCAAACUUGAGGGUUCUGUAAAAGCUGAGCCUACAGGCGCAGAUUCUGGUAGUGACAAAAGGUUCCAGAGAGUGAGCUCUGUGAAGGUUGAGAAGGCGUCAACAGCUAGUUCUGUUAAAGUUGAGAGAGUUGAUCGCUCUUUCUCUUCAACUUCUGAAAAGGCAAUGAAAUUAGAAACUUCCUCAACUGAGGUAAAGGUUGAGGAGGAUGGAAAGGUUUCUUCUGGAGAGCGCAUGAAUGUUGAAAGGAUAACAAAAGAAGAGAAGCCAAAUUCUGACAUGAGAAAUACGGCUCCCAAGCUGACUUCACUCCUUUAUACAAAGGACCAAGUCAGGGACAAAAUGCGUGAGAUUUUUGCAGAGGCCUUGUGCAAGGUCACUACUGAGGUUGAUGAGGAUCUCAGAGAAGAAGUUGAUGCAUGCGAUCCUUAUCGUGUUGCUACGAUGGUGGAGAGUGCAAUGUUUGAAAAGUGGGGCAGAUCUACUGGUGCCCACAAAGCCAAGUAUAGGUCCAUAUGUUUCAAUAUUAAGGAUCCAAACAACCCAGAUUUCCGGAGAAAAGUCCUCCUGGGGCAGUUUCCACCUAAUUCAAUUGUUUAUCUGAGUGCGGAAGACAUGGCAAGUGAUGCAAGACAAAAGCAGAAUGAGAAAAUUAAAGAAAAAGCACUGUUUGAAUGUGGGCGUGAAAAUUCUGCGAAGGCCAGUACUAACGCAUUUAAAUGUGGUAGAUGUGGGAAGAGGGAAACCACUUAUUAUCAGCUGCAGACUCGGAGUGCUGAUGAACCUAUGACUACAUUUGUAACUUGUGUGAACUGCAAUAACCACUGGAAAUUCUGUUAGGCAUUUGUUAUUUAUUGGCAGCAGGUAGGUAGGUGACCAGGCUCUUGAUAAGAUUUAGUCGUUACCUAGUCCGGCCGUCAGGAAGAGUCAUUCAUUCCGUGCAUGGGCUCGUUAAGCUUAAUUUGUUGUACUAAAGAUGUCAUUGGAUGUUCGACUGUUUGCAUCUGGCUUAUGUCUCAAUUGUUUUGAUUUGUCAA